UAGUGGUGGCGCAUAGAAGCUUCCGUACUUCAUAAAUUAGGGCGUAUAGGCGCUCCGUACUCUAUUCUUCUUGUUGUAGAUAUUGUAGGUACAAAUUCUUCCAUGUUUUGUUCUGCAGGGUAGAAAUUUUUGAUAGGUUUAUCAAAGAAUUAUUUACCAAUUUGUAAAUAGCAUCUUUUAAUGAUGAUCUUUUUGAUCUAAUGAGUUAACAUUAGAUAAAAAUAUUUACUAAUUUAAAAGUUUUGUAUUUGAAAUGUUUACCAUAUUGAUUUAACAGAAAAUACUGAAAGUAUAUUAAAACUUAAAUUCACAGAUUGGAAAGAAGCAUGCCAUAAACAGAUACCCACUGAUUGGUAUGGAACGAAGUAUUCAUGAAAUGUUAAAAGACGCGCCUUCCCUUAAUGAAAGUGCCAGUGCAAUUCACAGUGGCACUCCUCCCCCACAUAUUCCAAAAAAUUGCAUAAGUGAUGCACAGCAAAGACCAGCCACAAUGAAUUUAACACUUGGGAGUCCAACUUCGAAGUCUUUGCCUUUAUCACCGAGUUCGCCUCUUCAAAAUGGAGACACGCAAACUAUGAGAUCAGCUCAUAGCAAAAUUGAAAGUAUCAGAAAUUGGAGUAUUUCAACAUAUAAGUGUACUAAACAACUGAUGUAUGAAAAACUUGGAAAAACUUCUCGUACUGUCGAUUCAGAGUUGGAAUCUCAAAUAGACUUACUGAGAGAAACUCAACGUAAAUAUUGCAAUAUUUUACGAUUAUCUAGAACCUUGUCAUCUCAUUUUUAUAGUGUUGUUCAAACGCAGCACGCACUUGGAGAAGCAUUUUCUGAACUAGCUCAGAAGUCACCAGAACUACAAGAAGAAUUUUUAUAUAAUUCAGAAACACAAAGAAAUUUAACUAAAAAUGGUGAAACUCUUCUUGGUGCCUUAACUUUUUUUAUUUCAUCUGUAAACACUUUGUGCAAUAAAACAAUUGAAGACACUUUAUUGACUGUAAAACAGUAUGAAACAGCAAGAGUAGAAUAUGAUGCAUACAGGACCGAUCUUGAAGUAUUGUCUCAAGCUGCGAAAAUAGAUAGUAGUAAUGUAAUACGAUUAGAAGAAGCACAAACAAAUUAUGAACAACAUAAACAACAUUUUGAGAAAUUACGCUCAGAUGUAUCCAUUAAGCUAAAAUUUUUAGAUGAAAAUAGAAUUAAGGUGAUGCACAAGCAGUUACUUUUAUUCCACAAUGCAGUUUCGGCCUACUUUUCAGGAAACCAGUCGGCAUUGGAAGCAACUCUGAAACAAUUUAAUAUAAAAGUAAAGUCACCAAACACAUCUUUUCCAUCUUGGUUAGAGCAAUAGUUUUUUAAGUGAAAUAUUUAUUAAUAAUUUAUUAUACUUUUUAAAUAUUAAUUUGAUAAUGUAAAUGUUUAAUUUUAAAUGACAAGCACCUCGAAUUAGUGUUGAAGUUGUAUUUAAUACAAAUAUAAACGUUUCGUGCGAUUCGACAUUAAUUUCCGUUAUGUACAUGAGCAGAUGCCUCAAAAAUGUAAUUGCACCUAAUUGGACGUACGCUGAAACCUUUGUGUCAUCUUGAAAGAAUAGAAAGACAUAUUUUAAAAUAUUAAUUUUUUCUUAAAGAUUAAAAACUCUUAAUACUAUUUUUUGAUAAGUCAAAAAAUUAACUAUGCUGUUGAAGAAAAGUCUAAAAAUUAGAGUAUCUGAGUUAUUGCAGUACAAGAAACAAUGUAAUUGCGAAAAUGAAUUGUAUGAGUAAAAAAGUGCAUACCACAAUGUAAGUUAUCUUCAGUAAGCUAAUAUGAAUAUGAGUUCUAUCUCGCAGUAAGUAUGUUAAUCACAAUUCCGGAACAAAAAUUUCAAAGUUGUAUAAAUUUUUAAUUUCAUUAAAAGCUAUCCUACUAAUCAUUCCUUGAUUAAGAUUGCAACUGUUUUUCAUUUUUUUUUAGUUUGAAAGAAGUAAAGGUACUUCAUUUAAAUUUUCUUACUCAACUUUUGACCAAACCGUUGCAUUGUGAAACAUAGUUAAGUAGACUUUCUUCAAGUGAUAGGUUCAGUUGCAUCAUAAAUAGAUUAUACUCUUUAAAAGAUAAAGAAAUGUGUUAGGUAAACCAAGCAGUAGUGGGACACUUUUCAAUUGGAACAACAAAACCAUAUGAGGUAGAAACAAUUUGUUUGUUAUUAAACAUUUUUAAUAUCAUCAUAAAAAACUUAAGCUUUUUUAAGAAAAGAAAAUAGUUAUUUAUGAUACAAGUGCGUAAAGUGAGUGAUUAUACGAGUGUGAUGCAAAUCACACGAGUAUAAUCAGAUUUACGCACGUGUAUCAUACAACAUUUUUUGCAACACCCACCUCUAAAGUUAAGUACUUAUUAUGAAGAAUUCCAACUCUCUAUUAGAAUAAUUUCGAUUGUAUAGAAUUAAAAAAAUCAAUCGAAGAUCAGUAAAAAUAUCAUUAAGUAGAAGUGUAUAAAUUUAAAAGUAAAGUUCGUUUUUUAAUUUUGUGGUUUUGUAUGGUCUAAAACAAUCCUUAUAUUAUGUGAGAUAAAUUUCGGUGCGUAAAGUAAAUUUCAGUGCGUAAAGUAAUAUUUCAGUGCGUAAAGUAAUAUUUCAGUGCGUAAAGUAAAUUUCAGUGCGUAAAGUGAAUCACUUUAGACACCGUUUGAAAAAGAGCUUUUUUACACACACUUUUCAAUGUGUAAAAUUUAACUUUAGAGGUUAGUGUUGCAAAAAACAUUUUUUCUAUGGUUUUUGAAGGUGGACGAUUACUAUCUGUUUUGGGUUACUGACUACUGUCUUUUUUACUUGUUUUUCCGCAUUUUUUUUAUUAAAUAAAAAAAUUUGUUUUUGCAAAUAUAAUUGGUUUAGUAGUUUUGUAAAAUCGUAAGGAACAAUCACAUGUGUAAGAAAUUGAAAAAAAAUCUUAAUUGUAUUUUUAAAACAGUGUUAAUUAAAAAGAUUGCCUUAGGUGGCCGUCUACUGUCUUUUUCUUAUUUUUUUAUGUAUUUAUUUACAAUUUUUUUUGAGUAGUAAGAAAUUUUUAUUGUAAACAUGAUUGGUUUAAUAGUUUUGCAUGGAAGAAUUUAAAAAAACUUAAUUGCACUUUUUAAACAGUGUUAAGUGGUUAGUACCACAUCUUCGUUAUUUUUUCAAACAUUUUUUUUAUUAGGGUAAGAGGUUCGGUUGUGGGCACUUUUGAUAAAAAAUAAAUAAAUCUAAUUUGA
Molecule: messenger RNA, 3222 nt
Organism: Leptopilina boulardi
Lineage: Eukaryota; Metazoa; Arthropoda; Insecta; Hymenoptera; Figitidae
Gene: Arfip
Product: arfaptin-2
Exons: 6
Coding region: 356-1345 (329 amino acids)
Biological process (GO): intracellular protein transport; regulation of Arp2/3 complex-mediated actin nucleation
Cellular component (GO): trans-Golgi network membrane
Molecular function (GO): phospholipid binding; protein domain specific binding
Source: RefSeq, a predicted model, not a curated record